Molecule: messenger RNA, 2785 nt
Organism: Astrephomene gubernaculifera
Lineage: Eukaryota; Viridiplantae; Chlorophyta; Chlorophyceae; Chlamydomonadales; Astrephomenaceae
Source: the annotation of a GenBank genome assembly
GACGAGGACUACGAGGCGGAGGGGGUGAACCCCAAGCGGGCCCGCCGCGCCAUCUCGCCCGCGGUGCCCGCUGCGGGUCCCACCGCCCGCCCGCCGCCCCGCAACACGCGGCUGCCCGCGGACAAGCUGCCCACCGGCAUUGCGGACCUGCCGCAGCAGCUCAACGUGUCCUGCAACGACGUGGCGGGCACCUUCAUCAUGGACGGCAUCAAGGUGCUGUGCCACUGCAAGGACUGUGUGGACGCGCCCCGCAGCGCGCGCGAGUUCCACCCCACCCACUGGGAGCAGCACUGCGGCGCCGGCACCGCCAAGAAGUGGAAGGCAUCCAUCAAGAUCGAGCCGGGCGGCGCCCCGGAGGUGCCGGCGGGCGGCAACCCCAUGCAGAUCGGCAAGUGGUUCGACAUGCUGGGGGUGGAGUUCAGGCCGGCCAAGACCACGGGUGGGCCCCCCGUGUUGGAGUUCACGGGUGCCACCAUCCGGCGCAUGGAGGCGGAGGUCGCCGGGGGCCCCGCCCCGCCCUCCUACCCGCCGCCCUACCAGCCCGCUCCGCCGCCUGCCAGCCACCAGCCCACUCCGCCGCCCUCGCAGCCCCCCGCACCGCCGCUGCCCCAGCGCUCCGGGCGGCCCUCGCAGCCCACACCACCGCUGCGCAGCAGCAGCGGUGGCCUCGCAACCUCACAAGGCGGGGGCGGCGGCAUGUUGCCCCUUCCUGGCGCCGGCAUGGGCGGCGGCGGCGGCUCCGCCUCCGCUGGCGGCGGCAGCGGCUCGCGGCGCACCGAGGACGGCGGCGGCGUCGUGGUCGGCGGCGGCGCCGGCAGCUCCAAGCCGCCUCGCCCCGUGAGUGACGGUGACGGGGAGGGGGACGGGGACGCUGACUACUGCCCCAGUACCGCCCCAACCGGCCCGCCCUCCGCACCGCGCCGCGUCGCCGAGGGCUUUGUCGGCGGCCCGCGCGACGGCGGCGCGGGCGAGGAGGGCGAGAGCAGCAGCCGGGGCAGCGCCUCCGACACGCUGGGCCCGCACGCCACCGCCUGACUCCACCACAAGCCACCACUUGAGAGACCCCGCUGCAAGGGGGGCACCCUCGCCGCGCCGCCUCCGCCACUGCCACUGCCUCCUCGCGAAGCGAAGUGAACUACUGCUGCUGCUGGCUGAUGCUGUUGCCGCGGAUUGAGGGGAGAAGUGUUUGGGGCGGGGGGGGGUCGGGCAGCAUGGAGAUGGGGCGGAGAUGAGCCGCAACACUGUGUGGCGAAAGAGGACCCACAUCGCUCCGGACAGCGCGUGCGUGUAGGGCUGGGGUAGGGUGGUGGCGGCAGCAGCCGGGCAGCAAGUGGUUUACUGAGCUGAGCGGGAGGCGGUGGUGGAGGCGGGCGGGCGCGAGAGGUGGUGGACGGUGGUGGUGGUGGUGGUGGUGGUGCGGGACAUGGCCCGGACGUGUUGGAUGGCGCUGCUCCGGUUGCUGCUGCUGCUGCCGCUGCUUGGGGUGGUGCGAGGGCAUUGUUGCUACAUUUCUGACUGGAAAGCCCGUUUUGUGUUUUGACGUCCCCGCCUGAAGCUGCCGCUACGUCCCCCGUGGGGGCUAUGCGUGAGCCCCCAUAAUUGUUUGUUGCUUUCCCGAACCCCCGGCUAUGCUUGUUGGUAUCCCCGACAUGCGUUUGGCCCCUUGGCUUAACUGUCACCUGACAGAAAUGCUUGUUGUUGCGCACGGAGAAUGCUUUUGCUUGUUAUGCCGUUGCGAGGCCUGAACCAUCUCGAUACUUUGGGGUAUUGCUGUUACAUUGCUAUGGGUGAAAGGGGCUCGGAUGGGGGUGGGGGGUUUUGAGAAAGGGAAUGGGUUGCUGGCGUGCCGCUUGGUGGCACUUGCACUUGCGGGGUGGUGUGCUUUGCGGAUGUGUGCUGCUUGGGUGUCUAUGUCUGUGCAUAUGUCUGUAUUGGAAAGGUCUGUACUUACCGUGGCGGCCGCAAACCUGCUGUUUCCGUGCCACGCCCCUGCCUUACCGUAUCUCGAUUUUUGCGGCUGCCGAUUUCGUUUUGUUGGCCUGGGUCCCCGGAUUAAACGCUACUUGCGCUGAAACUGCGUCACACAUAGUUCCCGCUAUUUAACGUGAGGCCUGCACGCCGGCCGUGCGGGCGUCCCGGUGUACCGCGUACCGGCAGCCUUGCUAAGCCGGCACUGCAGGCCACAUCUUUCUCGGAACCUCGACAACUUGCGAGUCGGGAAAGAGCCCUUGUUUUAGCUUGGUGUGGUCUCUUGCGUGCGCGCUUUUGUGUUUGGGGGUGUUAUGUUGGCGGAUUUGGGGGCAUUUAUCACAUUACCAUGACGCUAGGAACCGGCGGGCGAACGGCACACAGCUGGGGCCGCCAGUACAUAACGGUUUCGGAGGGGUCUGUGGGUCAACGGGGUUGGGCUGUGUGGGGAUGGCGGGGGUGACGACGGGGUAGUUGCGGACAAGCACUGUCGUCACAAAGAUGUGACCCGUGGGUCGUCUGACCCACUGCUGCCCCCCGCCCGGGUAGCUGCCGGCGCCGCAGAGGCGCCUGUGUGGCCCGAGCAGUGGGGUGCGGCGGGCGGGAGGUGGCGCGGAGGGGUGGAGGCAGAUUGGUUUUGGCGGUCUGCCUAGACGGAGCAACAUACCUGCUACAUGUCUGCCGCUGCUGCGCUGUGAGGGGGAUGUGUUGGCGCCUGGAGGAGACGCGGCACCCGGCGGAUUGCGGCGGUUGCUCGACCGGGCUCUUGAAACCUGAAGGACUUGUUGACCUGUUAGGCGCGGUGAUGACCUGGGGA